UCAUAUCUAUAUUUCAUUAGAUCAUGCAAUCAGCUGAUUAGAAUUGGACUUAAACGGAUAUUAUAUUAUAAAUUUGUCAAAAAUUUUUUUGUCUUUUCAUCGAACAUGACUUUUUUCAAAGAAAAUAGCAAUGUUUUGAUAAUUCUAGAUAGUGAUAUUUCUAAUGACAACAUCGUAGACUUUAUCAGUGCAAUUCAAAAAUGUCUCAAUCAUGCGGAACAACUUUCAAUUGUGUCAACAAAAGAAUUGAAAAAAUGUAUCAAUUCUUCUAUUUAUGAUAUAAUUAUUUUUAUUUUUAAAUUAUCAUAUGCAAAUAUUAAAAUAUUUCUAGAAGAAUCUUUACGAUUGUUAAAACCAGAAGGUAUAUUAAUUAUUUAUGAAUCAUACCAACAAGAAAAUGUAUAUUCUAUUUUUGAUGAAAGAGUAUCUAGUUUGAAAUUGAGUGGUUUUAAAGUAAAAGCGCAAGAAUCUUUAGAUACAAAACAGUUAAAAAAUCUUUUGCUAAAUGUAUACAAUAAUAUUGAUAAUAUUUUCGAAAUAGUAGCAGAAAAACCUUCAUUUGAGAUUGGUUCUAGUGUAACACUUAAUUUUGGAGAAAAGAAAUCUUCUAAUAUAUGGAAAUUAGAUAGUGCUGUUGAUGAAGAAUUAAUUAAUGAAGAUGAUCUUUUAGAUGAAAGUGAUAUUGUCAAACCAAUAAUUAAUAGUUUACGAGUAUGUAGUACAACAGGUAAACGAAAAGCUUGCAAAGAUUGCACUUGUGGCUUAGCUGAAGAAUUAAGUGGAAAAACUGCAACAGAAGGAACUGUAAAAUCUUCAUGUGGAAAUUGCUAUCUUGGUGAUGCUUUUCGAUGUGCUAGUUGUCCAUAUCUUGGUAUGCCUGCGUUUAAACCUGGUGAAAAAGUAGUUUUACCUGAAAGUCAAUUAAAAGCAGAUUAAUGAAAUAUUUGUGAGUUAUAUAUAUUCUAUUUUUAUAAUCAUUUUUUGCAUGUAAUUAUUUUAAUAACAAUUUUUAAUGUUGUUAAUUCA
Apis laboriosa (Himalayan honeybee) is the source of this 1026-nucleotide messenger RNA. RefSeq names its product anamorsin homolog (gene CIAPIN1). Gene Ontology annotation, molecular function: iron-sulfur cluster binding. Gene Ontology annotation, biological process: iron-sulfur cluster assembly. NCBI's taxonomy places the organism in Eukaryota, Metazoa, Arthropoda, Insecta, Hymenoptera, Apidae. The coding region runs from base 106 to 936 and encodes 276 amino acids. The record is from RefSeq and is a predicted model, not a curated record. The transcript has 5 exons. Gene Ontology annotation, cellular component: cytoplasm.